Amphiprion ocellaris (clown anemonefish) is the source of this 1026-nucleotide messenger RNA. It is a transcript of the gene gatd3l, whose product is annotated as glutamine amidotransferase class 1 domain containing 3, like. The transcript is spliced from 7 exons. Gene Ontology annotation, cellular component: mitochondrion. The record is from RefSeq and is a predicted model, not a curated record. Bases 77 to 886 code for a protein of 269 amino acids. NCBI's taxonomy places the organism in Eukaryota, Metazoa, Chordata, Actinopteri, Pomacentridae.
GAUCACCACCUAAAGUCAUUACAGACUCUGUUGCUAACAUAUUUUACUCCAAAAACAGUGAGAUUGAAGCUAAAUCAUGCUGGCAACCAGGACUCUGCUGUCAAAACAAACACUGGCUGUUCUGUUUCGCCCGCCUGCCUGCUUUGUGCACCACGGUGACCAUGGCAACUGGGGGAACACCAAUGUUGCAGUGGUUUUCUCAGGAUGCGGAUGGUGGGAUGGGACUGAUGUCCACGAGGGGGUUUACACCAUGUACCACCUGAGCCGUAACGGCGCUCGCUUCCAGAUGUUUGCUCCCAACCAGCAGCAGAUGCAUGUGAUGGACCACAUGAGAAAGCAACCUGCCACUGGGGAGAACAGGAACAUGAUGAUGGAGUCGGCUCGCUUCAGUCACGGUCAGGGAAUGACACAAAUGCAGGACCUGUCCAAGCUGGACGUCAACACCUUUGAUGCCGUCAUCUUCCCUGGAGGUCACGGAGUCACCAAGAACCUGUCGUCGUUUUUGAAGGAUGGCAAAGACUGCAAGCUGCAUAAUGACGUGGAGAGGGUGCUUAAAGAUUUCCACCGUUCACGCAAACCUAUUGGAUUGGCCAGCAUGGCUCCCCUGUUGGCCUGCCGUGUGCUGCCCAACAUCGAGGUGACUAUGGGCUAUGAGCGGGAUGACAGCACUCGCUGGGGCAACUGGCCACACACAAGCCUGGUCCAGGCUGUGAAGAGCAUGGGUGCUCGCCACCAUGGCCGUGAGCCAUAUGAAGCCUAUGUGGACGAGAAGAACAAAGUGGUGAGCACUCCGUCCUUCAUGUGGGAGACAGACUAUCACUACCACUAUAUAUUUGACGGCAUUGGAAACAUGGUCAAACAUGUCAUGCGCAUGUCAACCAAGUGAGAGGAAACUUUAAGGAUGGAAAAGUAAGACAGAAAGUUGGCACUGUUAUACAACAUACACCUCUGUAUUGAGAUGAAUUCCUGUUGGAAGUAAUAAGUAUAUGCUAAUAAAUAAAAUAUAUGGUUUAGUUAAAGAGCAAA